This is a messenger RNA of Seriola dumerili (greater amberjack), 4092 nucleotides long. RefSeq names its product nucleoporin 133 (gene nup133). Gene Ontology annotation, molecular function: structural constituent of nuclear pore; protein binding. The record is from RefSeq and is a predicted model, not a curated record. Lineage: Eukaryota; Metazoa; Chordata; Actinopteri; Carangiformes; Carangidae. The transcript has 25 exons. Gene Ontology annotation, biological process: poly(A)+ mRNA export from nucleus; protein import into nucleus; transcription-dependent tethering of RNA polymerase II gene DNA at nuclear periphery. Bases 98 to 3514 code for a protein of 1138 amino acids. Gene Ontology annotation, cellular component: nuclear pore outer ring.
AGAAGAGUGUUGAAGUGGCGGAAAAGACGUAUCGGUUAAAAACAUAAAACGUACAUAUUUCUGGACUCGUUGAGCCGUUGGCGGCCUCACAUCAGGCAUGUUUAGCCCCCGCACCGCCCCGAGCUCCGGCCGCCGGCAGCAGGGCCGGACCACCGGGAGGAAGAGCGUCUCCGGAGCGGCCAACAGUCUCCUGUUCUCCCCGCGCAGGACGCCUCUGUCGGCGAGGUCCACACCCACCAGAGUGCAGAGCCAUGCAGCUGCAGAUUCAAUCAACUACGACGUCCAGACCUUCGGCUCAUCGCUACCUGUCAAAGUGAUGGAGGCUCUGACGAUGGCUGAUGCCGAUGACCAGAUCUCAGUGAAGGUGAAUGAGAGCGGAUGGGCCUGGAUGGUUUGUGGAGAGAGACUGAUCAUCUGGAAGAUCUGCCAGACCGCUGUGGCCAAGCUGUCGGUGUGUAAAGAGCUGCAGCUGCCCAGCAGCGAGUACAGCUACACAGCCGACCUCGUGGCCGUGACGUCCGCCGCUCCUCUGGAGACGGCCGCCGUUCAGUCCAUCUCCGUCCUGGCGGUGGCUACGGAGGGAACGGCGCGUUUCUGGCCCAGCCUGGCUCAGGAGGGCAACUUUACAGAGACAGACGUGGACCUGGGAGAUCUCUGCAACUUUGUAGUUGCCGUCAGAGGGGGAAGCUUCGUCUUGUCCUCAGUGAGGAGUCGGCUGUUGAGAGCGAGUUCAGAUUCUUCAGGGAAGCUGCAGUACCGAGCUCUGCUGCAGGGUCAGGGCAUGUUGUCUGGUAUCGGACGUCGUGUCUCCAGCCUGUUCGGCAUCCUCUCACCGCCAGCCAACGACACACUCCACAGCGUGCUGUGGUCGGGCCGAGCCGGCAGCCUGUACACGCUGACCAGCUCCAGUCUGAGUAAAUGGGAGGUGGGCGACAGCUGGGAGCACCAGACCCUCAGCUGGGACGCCCGCAGAGCUCUGACCGAGAGCAUCGCCGACGCCAUCUGGGGAUCAGAGAGCAACUACGAGGAGAUGAAGGAGGGAGUGAAUGUGGCGUAUCUCGACAUGAAGCUCAGCCAAUCCGGUCUGGUGGUGGUGGCCGCAGCCUGGCACCCGUCAGACACUCCCUGCCUGGCCUACUUCUGCCUGGUGACCCUGCAGGACAGCGGCGCCGCCAUCUCUGACCAGUUCACUGUGGAGGUCACCAAAUACAACCCUCCGUUCCAGAGCGAGGAGGCCCUGCAGGCCACGCGGCUCGUGUUGCCGCCCUCCCCCGGCUCCACCGCCUUCCUCUACAACGAAGAGCUGGUGUUCGCCUGCUCCACAGGAACCAGCAGGGGAGGGCUGCCUGAUGAGAAGCUCAGCUUUAACUCCGCCGGUGACGGUGUUCGCGGAGGAGGCUGCUGCGCCAACCUGCCGGUGUUUUUCUCCCAGAACAGCGGCCUGGUGGCGGUGGUGGCCCGGGAGAGCGCCUCCAUCCUGCCGGAGACCAUGGAGGACUCGCUUUGCUCCUCGCUGGCUGCAGCCCCGGAGGUUUCGGCCAUGGAGACUCCGACCAGAGCCGAGCCCGUCGCUCAGGAGGACAAGACCAAACUCCUGAAGGCGGCCUUCCUGCAGUUCUGCCGUAACGACCUGGUGGGGGCUCAGACGGUCACGGACGAGCUCUUCCCCGCUGACGGUGACGGAGAGGAGGGGGCGGAGCUGGACAGCGUGGUGACUCAGAUCAACCUGGACCUGGUGGACGAUUACCCGGCCUCAGACCCCCGCUGGGCUGAAUCUGUGCCUGAUGAGAGCAUCGGCUUUCCUCUCACCUCCCUCAUCAUCCUCCACCAGCUGGAGGACAAGAUGAAGGCUCACGGCUGCUUCAUGGACUUCCUGCUCCAGGUGGGUCUGCUGGACCGGCUCGGCCAGGUGACGGUGCGGUCGUCUCCCAUGGCGACGCGCCUGCUGCUGUGUGAACACGCCGAGAAGCUGCAGGCGGCCAUGGUGCUGAAGAACCACCACACCAAACACGCCGAGCUGGUCAACCGGGCCAUCGGCGCCGCGCUGCAGAGGAACAACGCCGCCGUGCCGCCCAGCCUCACCGCCGCCGACGUCUUCUUCAGAGAGGUGUCUCAGAUCUCCGCGGUGUUCGACUGUCUGCUGGAGGAGGAGGAGCGGAGUCUGAAGGAGAGCCCGGUCGACUCGGUGCAGUGGGCCGAGGUGGUUCUGAACGUCAACAACAUCAUCAAGGACAUGCUUCAGGCUGCUGGUCAGUACAGAGAGACCAAGGCCUCCAUGUACAGAGCUUCUGAAAACGCCGCUGCAGAGCCGGAGUACGUCCCCUGGACAGCGUCCGGCGGCGUGGGCGGCGUUCGCUCCGUCAUCUCCCGCCAGCACGAGAUCAUCCUGCGCUCAGUGUACCCGCACGCCGACUCGACGCUCCGCAGCGCCCUGUGCGAGCAGCUGGUGGCGCUGCUGGACAUCUAUCUGGGCGGCUGGGUGGCCCAGCUGACCUCCCUGCAGCAGCAGAGGCCCCCGGGGGCCCAACAGGAGCGCUACAACAGCCUGGAGAUGGAGUACAGCCAGCGGCGCUCGGAGCUGCUGCAGCCGCUGCUGGAGCUGGGUCAGUACCAGUGGGUGGCGGCGCUGGCUGAGAAGUUCUGUGACUUCGACAUCCUGGUUCAGAUGUGUGAGCAGACGGACAACCAGAGCCGCCUGCAGCACUACAUGGCCAAGUUCGCCGACCAGAACUUCGCUGACUUCCUGUUUCGCUGGUACAUGGAGAAGGGGAAGAGGGGGAAGCUGCUGUCCCAGCCGGCCGCUCAGCACCAGCAGCUGGCCAGCUUCCUGCAGGCGCACCAGCACCUGAGCUGGCUGCACCACAUCCACGUCCACGACUACCACAGUGCCCACAGAACGCUCUACAGCCAGGCCAACAUGGAGACGCGCUACUUUGUGAAGAAGAAGACGCUGCUGGCUCUCAGCAAGCUCACGGCGCUGGCGUCCGACCUGCCGGAGGACCAACUCAACAAACAAGUCGACGACAUGGUGGAGCAGGAGCGCUUCCUGCUGCAUCAGGAGACUCUGCCUCGACAGCUGCUGGAGGAGAAGCAGCAGAACCCCGACACCAUGCCUCUGCUCAGCGCUCACAACCUCAUACAGCUCUACAUCUGCGACGACAACAGAGGAGCCAACGAGUACGACUACAAGAAGGCUCUGGAUCUACUGGAGUACAUCGACGAGGAAGACGCCGUGGACAUCGACUCGCUGAAGUGCGAGAUCUUCGGCAAAGCGCUCAGGAGAGACGACUGGUCCUCGGCUGACGGGAACGACGACCCUCUGGAAGCCGCCAAGGACAGCAUCUUCGUCAAGAUCCUCCUCAAACUCACUCAGGAAGGCGUCCCUCUGCAGACGUACCUGCCCGACGUCAAAGAGCUGCUGGAGUCGGACGAUCUGAGCAGCUUGAAAUCAAAACCUUAUUUUGAAUUUGUCCUUCGGGCCAAUUAUGAACAUUACCUCCAGGCCCAGAUGUGACGGCUCCUCCCCUGAUAACACCCACUGCACUUCGGCUUCUGUUUGCUUUCUAAUCAUUUUCAGUAUUUGUCGUUCCUUUUCUAAAUAAAUGUGUGGAUUGUUUCUGUAGUUGGACUCUGAUAUUUGUACAGAUGCAUUUUAGCUGGUGGGGAAGUUCUGUUACUUGUGACUGGGUUCUGUUGUUAUUGACCGGCAUCUAGUGACAUUUCUGAAGCAGUGUUUUCAUUUGGUAAAAGAUUUUUUAAAAAGGAUGAAAGUGUGGGAAUUAAACUGUUGUUCAUAUUUAUCUACAGAGGAGAAGAAAUCAGAGGGAAGUGAAAUGAGACGGAUCUUCCAUCCAACACGUUUCUGUUUCUGUUUAUCACAGAAGAAACUAGUCAGAUAAUCUGGUUUUAAAUGAAGCUGUUAAAAACGAGGUAUGUGCAUGUCCAGAAAAACUCUUAAUCUGAAUCCAGGAUCAAAUCCAAACCUUGAAUCUGGGUUCGUCUUCCAGCAUCUGUAACGUAGAUUAAAAAUAGUAAUUAACAGGUUGUCAUCAUGUUUUCUAGGUGGAGAGAACGUGUUUGGAUGUUGGAUAA